Paramuricea clavata is the source of this 345-nucleotide messenger RNA. The record is from the annotation of a GenBank genome assembly. NCBI's taxonomy places the organism in Eukaryota, Metazoa, Cnidaria, Anthozoa, Malacalcyonacea, Plexauridae.
GUUCCUGACGCUGAGGACACGGUUAGUGUCGGUGGGGACAAGGUUCCUAACGGUGAGGACAAGGUUCUUGACGCUGAGGACACGGUUAGUGUCGGUGGGGACAAGGUUCCUAACGCUGAGGACAAAGUUCCUGACGCUGAGUACAAGGUUUCUGACGGUGAGGACAAGGUUCCUGACGGUGAGGACAAGGUUCGUGACGCUGAGGACAAGGCUCCUGACGCUGAGGACAAGGUUCCGGACGCUGAGGACGAUGUUCCUGACCGUGAGGACAAGGUUCCUGACGGUGAGGACAAGGUUCCUGACGCUGAGGACAAGGUUCGUGACGCUAAGGACAAUACCUCCUGA